This is a messenger RNA of Amaranthus tricolor (Joseph's coat), 2641 nucleotides long. RefSeq names its product ATP-dependent RNA helicase SUV3, mitochondrial. The coding region runs from base 177 to 1619 and encodes 480 amino acids. Gene Ontology annotation, cellular component: mitochondrial degradosome. Gene Ontology annotation, molecular function: RNA helicase activity; hydrolase activity, acting on acid anhydrides; ATP binding. NCBI's taxonomy places the organism in Eukaryota, Viridiplantae, Streptophyta, Magnoliopsida, Caryophyllales, Amaranthaceae. The record is from RefSeq and is a predicted model, not a curated record. The transcript has 11 exons. Gene Ontology annotation, biological process: RNA catabolic process; mitochondrial RNA 3'-end processing.
CAAUCAUAUGAGAGUAUAAUAAAAAAUUGAAAUUAAACGUUGUCAUCGCCGACUUAAAAAAUUUAGAGCUUUAUUUUAAGAGCAAAAAUUAAAGCUUAUUUUCUACUUUCAGCAAAAGUUUCAAUGUUCCGAAUUCGAUAGACGAUAGUACAUCACAUUGAGGAAGAAUUGAGAAAAUGGCGUCGUCACUUCUUCGCCGGAGAUUACAAUCUUUCAACGUUUCGCGUCAUUUUCACGUAAUCACAGAUACUUUCAAGAGCUUCCCCUUGGAUUUGAGGUUUCUACUACCGUCUAGUCAUUAUGGUUGCUUGAAGCACUUCAGCAGUUGCCCUACUUCUAAAUUUGAUUUCACUGACUUAACUUCUCCUCAUACAUGGUACCCAAAUGCUCGUAAGAAACAACGAACAGUUAUUCUCCAUGUGGGACCGACAAACAGUGGUAAAACAUACCUUGCAUUAAAGCAGUUGGAAUGUAGCUCAACGGGCGUGUACUGUGGACCUUUAAGAUUAUUGGCUUGGGAAGUUGCAAAGCGUUUGAAUAAAGCAAAUGUUCCAUGUAAUCUAAUCACUGGACAAGAGCAUGAGGAGGUUGAAGGUGCAAAGCACAUGGCUGUCACUGUUGAGAUGGCAGAUGUGACAUCUGACUAUCAAUGUGCGGUUAUUGAUGAGAUCCAGAUGUUGGGUUGCAAAAGUAGAGGUUUUUCCUUUACUCGUGCUUUAUUGGGGCUUGCUGCAGAUGAACUCCAUCUAUGUGGAGACCCUGCUGCUGUACCUCUUAUCCAAAAAAUAUUGGAAGUUACCGGUGACAUCGUGAAGAUACAUUAUUAUGAUAGGUUAUCACCUCUAAAGCCAUUAGAGGAGCCUAUUGGAUCUUUUUUGAAUGUAAAAAGGGGAGAUUGCAUAGUAACCUUUUCACGCCGUGAAAUAUACAAAUAUAAAGGAAAAAUUGAACGUGAGGGGAUGCAUCUUUGCUCUGUUGUGUAUGGUUCAUUGCCUCCAGAAACUCGAACAAGACAGGCAACUAUGUUCAAUGAUGUUACCAGUGAGUUUGAUAUUCUUGUAGCAAGUGAUGCAAUUGGAAUGGGUCUAAAUCUAAACAUUUCGAGAAUUAUAUUUUCAACUUUACAAAAGUUUGAUGGUCAAGAGAUGCGUGAUCUGACAGUGCCUGAAAUCAAGCAAAUAGCAGGUAGAGCUGGGAGAUAUGGGUCUAACUACCCUGUUGGUGAAGUGACAUGUCUGAACAGGAAAGAUCUACCUCUACUCCACACAUCACUUAGCUCUCCGUCUCCUGACCUAGAGCGUGCUGGACUCUUCCCUAGCUACGAUCUUUUGCUUCUGUAUUCAAGAGCUAAUCCACAAAGUGGACUAUACCACAUAUUGGGACCGGGGAUGAUAGACUGCCAAAAGGGUUUAAAAUGCCAUGAGCUCCAACUUUCUCUCUUCCUUACCGUCUUUGCACAUGCCCUCAAUAUUAGCAAAUCCUUAACCCUUUCUUAUAUCUUUGUUUCGAAUUCCUUCCCUCAAGGUAUGUCUACUGAAGAAUUCAGAUUUCCGCAACUCAUCUUUUUCGCAUUAUGUUUUGUGUGCUUUAUACUUGGUUUUGAAUGGUUUUAUGUGUAGAAAACCCUUUCUUCAGUCCAUCAACCCCGGUCUCUGUAGAUUUCUUUGAAACACUGAGUGAUAAAGGAUUACCAGCAGAGUACAUGUUUUGUUUGGAUUGUAUGUCUGGAUGAGUUUUAAAGAAGAGCUACUCUUUCUUAACUUGCUUUUCUUUCUAUUGUUUGUAAUUUUUAUAUAUCCAUUUUCUGGGAUUAGAGAUGUUUAUGUGGAUAAUAUAUGCAGGAAGGCCAAAGUUUUUGUUGACACUAAAUUGCUUAUAGAGAGGCUUAUUUAAUAUUCUAAACCAGGAGAUCACAGUUAUCAAAUUCCAAGUUUGAUUUACGAUCCUACGAUCCAAAAAUAGGUUGGCAUUAUAAAUUGGUAGUAUCUUACUUAACCUAAUUGGCAUAAAAUUUGAGUGGUAAGAUAAGAACACGAUUCUACGCUCAUGCGAUUCGUUUCAGCAAUACACAAUCGUAAUUGCUUUUUCUUAAUCACCAUUUUUCACUAAUUUAGUUCACAUACACAUAUGUUUGAUUACUCCAUGAUUACAAUUUAAAAAUGAUGUUUAAUUGUGUUUCAUUCCUUAAAAUAAAUUUAAAGAAAAACUAUAUUACAAAUCACACUUUUGAAAUGAAAUUUCAGGGAAUAAUUAUUUUAGCAUAAUUAAGUUUAGUUGUAACAUUUGAUCUUGCCAAUUCGAUCCUACCACUUGGUGGGAUUCAGAUCCUGACAACCUUAUUGGAGAUAUUGAUAGGUUUUGAAAUCACCAAGACACCAAAACGGUUUACAUCUAAACUUUUUAAGUUCUAAAGAGUAUACACUCAAUUUGCUAAUUUUUCUCAUAUCAAAAGUUUGUGCGAUGCGACAUUAUGACUAAUCUUGUAAUGUGAACAAUUUUCGUUACGCUGUCUGCUUUGUGUUGAUUAAUCAUUUACUAUAGCCUUUGCCUUCUGAUGGUUUGACUUAUUAUUCUUUUAUCUUGUAUUUUCCUCUUUCCAUUGAGUAUUAGUUAAAUUUGUGGUCUAUAAUCCCAUUCCUUC